Molecule: messenger RNA, 7084 nt
Organism: Betta splendens (Siamese fighting fish)
Lineage: Eukaryota; Metazoa; Chordata; Actinopteri; Anabantiformes; Osphronemidae
Gene: lzts3b
Product: leucine zipper, putative tumor suppressor family member 3b
Exons: 7
Coding region: 2118-5210 (1030 amino acids)
Biological process (GO): regulation of dendritic spine morphogenesis
Cellular component (GO): dendritic spine
Source: RefSeq, a predicted model, not a curated record
CAAAGCUACUGCAUCAUACGCCGUCAAUGUCAGUGACGCUGUGUAUUUUAAUCUGGGCUUAUAUUGAAAUUCAGUGAGGGCCGUGCGUGUGUUUUCGUCCUCUUCUCUCUGUCUUUCCCCCUUUUUUUGUCUCAGGCCUAGCGAGUAAUUGUUUGGGAGCGCAGUCGAUUCAGGGCUUGAUGCGGAUGCUGCUAAAGCCGCCCUUGCCGCCCAGGGAUGCAGAGAAAAGGGAGAGAGAGGGAAUCGUGAGGGGAGGGGAAUGAGGCAGAGCAGCACAUAGACAGGCAGUGUAUUUACUACUACUACUAUUCAGCCAAGUGGAAGUAAACCUCUAGUAAAUGGGCUGAGAAGGGGAGGUGCACCAGUGUGUGUGUGUGUGUGUGUGUGUGUGUGUGUGUGUGUGUGUCUGUCUGUCUGUCUGUCUGUCUGUCUGUCUAUCUAUCUAUCUAUCUAUCUAUCUAUCUAUCUAUCUAUCUAUCUAUCUAUCUAUCUAUCUAUCUAUCUAUCUAUCUAACUAUCUAUCACAACCAGGUUAAUAUGAUGCUGCAUGAUUUGAAUCAUGUGAAUGUUACAUGUGAGCAAGCUCCUGUGCUUUAACGCCAGAUAAACAUAAUGGCCUAUUCUUAUCUCCCACAUACUCUGCAGAGAGGUCGGUUUAUUAGGUACACGCACUGCUAAUGUGGCUAAAACUGUCGUGGUCCCAUGCAACAGUCCUGCAGUGAAUCCUGGCUGUUAGACGUACUUUCAAGAUCACCAUUGUUUUGGAUGAUGCAGUUUGUUGUCGACGCUGAUCCGAGACGUGGUCGUAUCAGUGUUUCUGCAUAUUUCUGCAAACCUAGUGAGACGUGUUUUUGAUCUUUAGAGUUCAUUUGCUGAUAUGAUAUGACUCGACAAAUUACCAACUACACUGCAAAGUAUAUUAACAUAAUUUCAUCAUGAAGCUAUUUUAUGUCAGUGCAUAUGAAUUUAUAACCAGGACCAGAUAAACCUGCUCUGCUGCUUUGCUAAGCUCCACACACUCACGUUUCCCCUCUGCCUGUUUUUUCAGGUCGAGGAGCCUUGUUUGUGACAGAUUAUUGAGAUUAGAUAAAAUUUGCACCUAUGAGGUUUUAUUGACAAAUGAUUAGUGGUGAAUUACCAUACAUAAGUGCCACAUUGUGGACAAUUGUGGACUUUGGACAUUUGGACAGGAGUCCUCCACUUUGUCCAGUUGAUAGACAAUUUAACAGCACCAACAGGUUAAAUCAACAACUCCAUAAUACAAAAAUGUCACAAUAACCUUUGUGGAGAUACUUAAUAGCAGGGCUGUUGCUUUAGAUCAUAUUUAUGUUACACAGGUGUUCGCAAUACAGCGACUGUGAUAAGACACUUUUGUUACGCUAUAAAUGUUGUAACCGUGUUAGAGCCGAUGAUCUGGUUCUGGUUCCUACUUGAUGGACAAAGCUUUGCCUUUAAAGUCACUGUCCAAUGUUCAGUUCUGGUUCUUUUCUGCUAAAUACAUGCACAUAGACAGUGUCCAUGACACGUGUUGGCCAACUUGUUGUCAUUAACUUGAACAUGUUGAAUUCCAAACAAUAAAGUAACUACAAGAAACUUAAUAACAGGUCAAAAUCAAACUAAUGUUAGGCUUUGAUCUAUUUAUACUACAGGGAUGUUGUUUUGUGCUUCAUUAGAUGUGCCUUCAUGCAGUUUUGAUUUUAUUUGUGUUUUUAAAAAUCCCACAGCCCAAAAAUGGACUUCAAACAAAUUCAUUCCAGUCUUUGUUUACUUUCUUGGCAACUUCUUGAAUGCAGACACAGAAACGUAAAACACUGUCCUCAGUCUGAACUAGACCCCAAAACAGACACAGACACUGGUCAUUAGGUUUAUUGUGACAGUUUACCUAGAUCUGGUAACUAUCUUUGUGUUAAUGGUGGGAGCUUUAGCUACUAUUGUGUAACUAGUCAUUAUGCAAUUACAAUAUUGUAUAACUCCUGUCGUUUUUCUGUGUUCCUCUAGUGUGUGUGCCCCCACUACCUGCAUUAGGUUGUGAUGACCCACACUACUUCCAAAUGUAUCUGUGACCCUCCCCAAUCCUGACUCCUAACCUCUAAUCCCUGACCUUUGACCCCCCCGCUAUGGGCAGUGUUGGCAGUGGGGUGGCAGGAGAGCAGGAAUUUGCCAUGAAGUCUGUGGGUACGAGGACCACCCUACCUCGGGCCCCUCCUCUCUCUCGCCGUUGCCCUGCAGAUCGCAGCUGCAGCGCAGAGCGGCUCCCCCGACCGCCGGCAACUAUAUCUGAUGGGACGGCUUCUAGCGAUGAACGAGGCAGCGUUAGUAUCGGGACCGGGACCUGUACUGGGACUGACCGGCCCACCGAAACGGCCUCCUCCACCAACACUGAAUGUACCAUGACGGGCCCGUGCAACAACAACCAGUUGGACUGUGGCAACGGAGCGGGCAGGAGGGAGUGGGAGAGGGAGAGGGAGAGGGAGAGGCAGCGAGAAAGGGGGAGAGACAGGGACCGGGACCGAGACUGGGACCGGGAGAGGCUGGAGAGGGAGCGAGAGCGGGAGCGGAACAGGGAGAGGGAACGGGAGCGAGUGGAGAGGGAGAGGCUGGAGCGAGAGAGGGAGCGGGAGCGGGAGCGAGCCAGGGAGAGGGAGAGGGAGCGCAUCGAGAGGGAGAAGAUCGAGCGGGAGAGGGAGAGGGAGCGGGAGAGGGAGCGGGAGAGGGAGCGGGAGCGGCUGGAGAGCGAGAGGCUGGAGAGGGAGCGGGAGCGGGAGAUGCAGGCGGCGGGUUUGGACGCGUGCGGGAACGUUGUAGGCCGAGCGGCGAGCGAGAAGAACGGUGGCGGCAUGAGCCAACACCCGCACAGAGAGAAGGCCGGCGCCAGAGGCGAUGGCGAAAGCAAUCCAGCCGGCCAUAACCCUCCAAACCACAACCCGCCCAAGAUCCUGCCAGUGUCGGGAAAACUGGAGCAGGCGAUGCAGAACAACUCGGGCCUCGUUCGUCCGUCCGCCUUCAAGCCGGUGGUGCCGAAGAGCUUCCACUCCAUGCAGAACCUGGUGGGGCAGGCGGGAGGCGCCGGGAGCGAGGGCAGGCCGGAGGCGAGGGGCGACGGGUUUGAGGGCAGAGGAGGCCGGAGGGGCCGGGACGGAGGAGGGGCAGCAGAAUCGGGGGAGGUCCCCGAGGCGCUGCUGCUGGACCAGGACAGCCCGGUGAGGGUCGGCCGGAACGAGGGCGGGGGGAACGGUAACGAGGUGGUCCAGGGAGGGAUGUCCGACUCAGGCAGGAACUCCUUGACCAGCCUGCCCACGUACACGGGCUCGGGCUCCGGCUGCGGGCCCCCCGCGGUUCUGGGGCCCCUUAGCGCCUCCACCAGCCACAUUAACAGGCUGGGGAUGGCUGGAGCGGCAGUGGGCCUGGAGAAGCUGGAGAAGCCGGGCUACCAGAACGGACUCAGCGCCUCCGAUAGUGGCCGAUCUUCCUCAGGAAAGAGCUCCUCGUCCUAUCAGAGGCUCAGCCACCUGAGCGAUGCGCCGGCGCCUCUGCGGCCCUCCCCCUCCUCCGAUGACAUCAUCCAGGACCUCGAAGACCGCUUGUGGGAGAAGGAGCAAGAGGUGCAGCACAUGCGCAGAAACCUGGACCAAAGCGAGGCAGCCAUCAUUCAGGUGUUUGAGGAGAAGCAGCGCGUCUGGGAACGACAAAUGGAUGAGUUGAGGCAGAACUACGCCUCGCGCCUGCAGCAGGUGACGCGCCGCGCUCAGCGCUCCCAGACCGCCCUGCAGGCCCAGAUCACCCGUCUGUCCCAGGACAAGAGGAGGCUCCAGGAGGAGAUGGCCGCUCUGUUGGCUCAAAGAGAGGAGCUGGAGAGGAAGUGCCUGGAUUACAGGAAAGAGCAGGCGGACAUCUUGCCUCGCCUGGAGGAAACCAAGUGGGAGGUCUGUCAGAAGGCGGGAGAGAUCUCCCUGCUGAAGCAGCAGCUGAGAGAGAGUCAGGCCGAAGUGACCCAGCGAGCGGGGGAGAUGGUGGCUCUGAGGGGCCAGCUGAAGGAGCUCAAUGCCCAGCUGAGGGAGCGGGAGGAGGCCAUGCUGGGCCUGAAGGACUCCUACAGCACCAAGAGCCGGGAGCUGGAGAAGUGUGAGGGCGAGCUGAGGAGGACCCUGUCUGAGGUGUCCGCCCUUAGAGAGAAGCUGGGUGUAUUUGAGGCAGAGGUGCUCAGUUUAAAGCGGGCUCUGAGCGAAGUGAGCAGAGGCGCAGAAGUUGUGGUCAGCCCUAACUUAGCUGCUGCAGGGCUGCUGCCGCCCUGGGGGGUCGUCCACUGCCCACGAAACCCACCCGACUCCUCCGCCAGCUCCCUCACCCCCACGUCCGACACGCUACUGAGCCUUCAGAGCGACGAAGCCAAGGCCCAGCGGCAGGAGGCUCAGCGCCAGGAGAGGCAGCAGCGCGAGGAGGCCCAGUGGCGCGACGUGCAGCAGCGGCAAGACGCCCACAUGCAGCAGGCGGACGCUCAACUGCGCCCAGAGGCCCAGCUCCGGCAGGAGGCCCACCUCCGCCACGAGGCCCAAAUCCGCCAGGAGGCCCAACUGCGCCAGGAGGCCCACCUGCGCCAGGAGGUGCACCUGCGCCAGGAGGCCCAGCUCCGCCACGAGGCCCAGCUGCGUCACGAGGCCCAGCUCUGCCAGGAGGCGCAGCUGCGCCAGGAGGCCCACCAGCCGCCGCGGGCCCCGGAGGGCCACUGGGACGAGGCGGGGGAGCUGCGCAGGCAGCUGGAGCAGCUGCAGGCGGCGCUGCGCCUGGAGCGGCAGCAGCGCGAGCGCCAGGCCCUCAACUUCGACCAGGAGCGGCACACCUGGCAGGACGAGAAGGAGCGGGUGCUGAAGUACCAGGCCCAGCUGCAGCUCAGCUACGUUGAGACGCUGCAGAAAAACCAGGCGCUGGAGAAGCGCAUGAGCCAGCUGGGAGCCAAACCAACCACGAUCUCCACCACCACCACAACUAUUACCACCACCACCACCACCUCUCCCACCUACUCCAACUCCCCUCCCCCGCCUCCCGCCCUCUCGCCUCUGUCUCCACAGCCCCCAGCCUCGCUCCCCGGGCCCAUCGCCCUCACGCUGUCGCCGCCCUGUGAAGACCAGAAGGGCCCCCCGUCCCUCCACCAGCUGGCCCCUCCCUGGGCAGGACCCUCACGCCUGGAGAGGAUAGAGUCCACUGAGAUAUAGUGACGCUCAAUGACACAUUACCCAGUUAACGAGUUUAGUGCACACACAGUGACAAGGCCUCUCACUAAAAACACCCAGUCUACAAUAGAAUAAAUCAGCAUUGUCUGACAUACUCUCCACAGCAACUGCUUCAAUAUUCACAGGCUGAUCAUCUGAACAGGAAGUUGGGUUUUUAACAUCCCAAGGAAGCGCUCUCUCACACCACUGCAUCCCACAAUCAGUGGUCAUGAAAUGUGCAACACUGAUAGAUGCUUGGUAAACGACACUGUUCAGAUUACAGCGCUGAGGGUGAAUGCCCAUGCUAGAAAAGGACCAAGACAAUCAGGCAUAUUGUCAGACAUGAUUGAGGAGGAUAUCAUGCGGUAUUUAUUCAUUGUAAGUCUGUGUCACUGGUAUUGUAAAAGUACAAUUAGUGGUCAGAGUGUGUGAUGUUAACUUGCAUUUUUGGCCAGAGAGCGCCUUACUCCAUUCUGUCCAGCAUGUGUAAGAGAAUAACUAACGCUGGGAAAAGAUAGAUAUAAGAAAAAAAAUCUAAAGUAUCAAUAUUAUUUUCAGUGCUUUAAUUCUAAUCUCAGUUACACAACAUUGUUCCAUAUAGCUGGACUAUUUCCUUUAAAUCCCAGCAGAUGUUGAUGUUAACGUUCAGUGUCCUGGUUUAGAGUCAUUUCAUGCGCAGGGUUUCAACCAGCAUGACCUAUUUUAACACAUCAUUAAGACCAACAGAGUUUAUAUUUUCUACAAAUUGAAUUAAAUAAAUAUGUUUAGCAGAUAUUGAACCCCAAAUAUAGAAUAUGUUUUAAGAUGGGAUGCCUUCACUGCAAGUUGUCUGCGGUGUCUAAAAUCAAACACUAGAGAGCGGUAGGGAGCUUUUCACAGUGUUCUCAACACCAUUUUUUUUCUGGCUGAGCUGUAAGAGGCAUGUGAAUGGAAGCACACAAUUUGAAUUUCAUUAUUAUGACAAUUGUGCCAUUCACAGCCAAGUAGUCUGAGUGAGCAGUCAGUAUCCCCAAAGCUAAAACAUUUUUAUAGAAUGUAUGAUAUCAAAUAAAAAGAAAUACUUAUAAUAGUCAUAGAUUGUAAACGUGUGUAUGAGUGAGAGCACAUGUGGGAGCGAGUGUGUGCAUGUGUGUAUAUGUAUGAAAAGUUUCAUCUUAUGAGAUUGAGAAUAGAGGGACUAGUGGCAAUAUAGCAAGUAAAUAACUGAAGAGCAAAAACCUCUCCAGAUUUAUAAGAUUUAUAUGUCAAAGCUUGACAUGAGCAGAGUGUAGGCAGUGAAAAAUCUGUAGGAGUCUGUAUGCUGGAAAACGUAUUCUGUACAGUUCAUCUAGAUGAAGCAGGAAAGAGAGCAAAAAAAAAUCUGAAAAGCGCGAGCCAGGCUCUGUAAGGAGCAUUGAGGCUAAAUGCACUAUGUAGUGUCCUACACACGAGUUAUGAUGUACAGUAGACUCAGAUGUGAAUAUCAUGGCUUUUAUAUGUGUUGUUUACGCCAGCAUACAAAGAUGUUGCUCAAGAAUAUUAACUUAUCUCUAAGGUAUUACAUAGUAUUAUCAUCUUUAUUACUGUUGUUAUAUUAUGGUGAACUGACAGAGAAAAUAUGUGCCAUUGGAGCUUUCCUUUCUGUGUUUUUUUAACUGUGUAGAAAGCCUAUUGGCCUGCCAAUAUGGUGCAAUCAUAGCAACCCUGCCCAAAAAUGAUGUUCCUUUUGAUGUAGGUGAUAAAUGUAGUUACAGUAAUGCAUUGUUUAGAGAACAAAAUGCUUUAUACAUGUUUGGGAUUUAUUGUUUGCAUUUAUGUUACCAGUACUGUUCCAGCUUGAUUAAAACCACCUCUUUGUUAAAAUUCAGCAGACCUAAUAAAGAUAUGUGAAUAAUUCA